Molecule: messenger RNA, 1265 nt
Organism: Olea europaea var. sylvestris
Lineage: Eukaryota; Viridiplantae; Streptophyta; Magnoliopsida; Lamiales; Oleaceae
Product: 11-beta-hydroxysteroid dehydrogenase 1B-like
Exons: 6
Coding region: 66-1115 (349 amino acids)
Molecular function (GO): oxidoreductase activity
Source: RefSeq, a predicted model, not a curated record
UACCGAAGUUCACAAUAAUAUUUCUCUAAUUUCCUUUUCAUUUUCAAAUAUUUGUCUCUCAACAAAUGGAAUUAAUUCAUACAUUUCUAAACUUAGUAACGCCUCCAUUUACCUUCUUCACCCUUUUGCUUCUCUUGCCACCAUUUCAAAUUUUGAAGUUCUUUCUCUCAAUCUUGGGCUCCGUUUUCACAGAGGAUGUUGCAGGGAAAGUUGUUAUCAUCACCGGUGCCUCCUCUGGCAUCGGCGAGCAUCUUGCGUACGAGUAUGCGAAGAGAGGAGCUCGUUUAGUUCUUGCUGCGAGGAGGGAGAGAAGUCUUCAAGAAGUAGCCGAAAGGGCACGGGAUAUCGGGGCACCGGAUGUUGUAGUGGUUCGUGCUGAUGUUUCGAAGGUUGAGGACUGCCGAAGGAUAGUUGAUCAAACUAUGAAUCACUUCGGUAGAUUGGAUCAUUUGGUUAAUAAUGCUGGAGUUAUGUCAGUGUCUACGCUGGAAGAGGCUGAAGAUGUCACUGAUUUCAAAGCAAUCAUGGAUAUCAACUUCUGGGGUUACGCCUACAUGACAAAAUUUGCAGCUCCUUACCUCAGAAACAGCCAGGGUCGAAUAGUUGUGCUUUCUUCAUCUGCAUCUUGGUUGCCAGGACCGAGAAUGAGUUUCUACAAUGCGAGCAAAGCGGCAGUUGCACAGUUUUUCGAGACACUGAGGAUCGAGUUCGGGCCCGACAUUGGGAUUACUCUCGUCAUGCCUGGGUUCAUAGAAUCCGAACUUACACAAGGCAAAUUCGUAAGUAAAGCUGGAAAAGUUGAAGUUGAUCAGGAUAUGAGAGAUGUUCAAGUGAAUAUAAACCCUAUCCAGAGAGUUGAGAGCUGCGCGAAGGCAAUUGUUAACAGUGCUUGCCGGGGAGAAAGAUACCUGACUGUGCCAGCAUGGUUUAGGGUCAGUUUCUUCUGGAAGACUUUCUGCCCAGAGGUCCUUGAGUGGUUGUACAGAUUGUUAUAUAUCACCAGCCCCGGGAACUCAUCGAAAGAGGCAUUUGGCAAGAAGUUAGUCGAUCUCACAGGAGCAAAGGCGGUUCUCUAUCCUGAAACUGUCCAAACACCAGAAACAAAGAAGGAUUAAGGUUGUACUGGAAAUGGUUUUCUGAUGUUCAUAAGUUUUGAGUUUAUGUCGAGUUGCUUUUGUCUUCUGUUGGUAACACUGAUGUACCUAACAAAUAUGGUUUGUACAUUAAGUUUGGUUUGAAUAAACUUGAACUGUUGUGUGGAAUGA